Messenger RNA from Chironomus riparius, 849 nucleotides. The record is from the annotation of a GenBank genome assembly. Lineage: Eukaryota; Metazoa; Arthropoda; Insecta; Diptera; Chironomidae.
AUGCAAGCACUACGAAAUUUAUCAAAGUUAGCACAAAGAAGACGAGCAGCACCGAACAGCAUAAGAUUAAUACAACAUGCAGUUACUGGAUUUAAUAAUGUAAAUAAUCAAUCUAGUGUCCUCGACGAGAGCAUAGACGAUGCAGAAUUCAUCGAUAAAUUCACAAAAGAAUUUAAUGAGAGAAAAAUUGAAAUCAGUGAAUUUCAAAGAGCUUUACUCGCAAUAGGAGCUUCCAUAACGGCUAUAUUGGAUCCACAUCGUCAUGACUCUAUAGCUUGUCUAGGGGAAACGACGGGAGUUGAGGCUUUAAAGAAAAUUUAUGAGAAAAUGUCUAAAUCCGAUGAAGGUAGAGAACUUUUAUGGGAAAAACCUCGCAUCAACACAAAGACUGUCUGUUUUGAUAAGCUCAAAUCUUUGCCUGUGAAUACAUUGGGAUAUAAUUAUUGGAAAUUCCUUGAGGAUAAUCAUGUAACGCCCGAUACAAGACUAGAUGUUCGUUUUAUAGAUGAUCCAAUGUUGGCAUACAUCAUGACCCGAUAUCGAGAAACUCAUGAUCUUGUACAUACAUUAUUAGAUAUGCCCACAACAAUGUUAGGGGAAGUGGCAAUAAAAUGGGUUGAGGCUACGAAUACUGGAUUACCAAUGUGCUACGGCGGAGCUGUAUUUGGGGCAAUGAGGCUUAAAACUAAACAUAGAAAACUCUAUAGUCAAUACUAUCUACCUUGGGCCAUUAAAAAUGGAAGCGAUGCAAAACACUUGAUGAAUGUUUACUGGGAAAAGAGAUGGGAUCAAGAUAUGGACGAUCUACGCAAGGAACUCAAUGUUGAGUUAUUGUCAAUUCCUGAAUAA